AUGAGGUAUCAUAGUACAGCAGCAGCUACUCAAUUGUUGAUCACUAGUAUGGUUGAGAUUGCUAGUCAAUCUGUUAGACCUACUUCAGGUGCAUUAAGCGACAUUCAUAGGAUUGUUAUUGAUAUUUUGCAUGUUAUUGGAGAGGAACAUCGCAUACCUUCAAUCCGUCAAUCGCCUACAUCAUCAUAUCCAUCCAUGAGACCACUUGUGUCAGCUGCUACAGUUAGGAUGCUGCCUAUUCGAAGUCAAGGGAGAGGUAGUAGGCGAGAUGGUGAGCGAGUUGGUCGACAGCCUCGACGAUCUAUGCAUCCACCCGAGACCAUGUUAGCACCAUCCACAUUAUUUACCCCAUUUGCACCUAAGGCUUCCACACUUCCCCCUUCACCCCUACCAUCACCUUCACCUAUACCUUCUCCUUUAGAGCAUGUCGUGUCAAAUACCACUCUACCAUCACCUGUAUUUCCUCCCACAAAAGCAGUUAUACCUAAUGUCACUACACCAGAGACUACCCUACUAUCUAUUGAUCUACCAUCACCUCUACCUUCUCUCAAGAAGACCACUAUACCACAUGUCACUUCACCAUCAUCACUUAUAUCUCAUCUUCUCGAGUCCACCAUAUCAGAUGUUAUUGCACCAGCUACCACUACAGUAGAUGUCAUUCUUCCAUUUUAG
Vitis riparia (riverbank grape) is the source of this 672-nucleotide messenger RNA. Its product is annotated as mucin-2-like. The record is from RefSeq and is a predicted model, not a curated record. The transcript has 2 exons. NCBI's taxonomy places the organism in Eukaryota, Viridiplantae, Streptophyta, Magnoliopsida, Vitales, Vitaceae. The coding region runs from base 1 to 672 and encodes 223 amino acids.